Molecule: messenger RNA, 3975 nt
Organism: Nannospalax galili (Upper Galilee mountains blind mole rat)
Lineage: Eukaryota; Metazoa; Chordata; Mammalia; Rodentia; Spalacidae
Gene: Iqcn
Product: IQ motif containing N
Exons: 3
Coding region: 1-3975 (1324 amino acids)
Molecular function (GO): protein binding
Source: RefSeq, a predicted model, not a curated record
AUGCCAUGUUCCCCGCCCCAGCAUGAUUCCUGCCUGCCAAAGGAGCCUGUGCCGCCAUUGCAGCCAGUCCCCCGCCUAUGGGCUGUGGUGGAGAGCCAGGCCUUCAAGAACAUCUUGGUGGAUGAGAUGGACAUGAUGGUGUCACGAGCAGCCACAGUCAUCCAGGCCAACUGGAAGGGCUACCGGCUGCGGCAGAAGCUUAUCUCACAGAUGAUGGCAGCCAAGGGCAUCCAGGAGGCCUGGCGGCGCUUCAGCACACGCAGGCUUGUGCGGUCCAACAGGCCAACAGUGAGGAAAAAAGUGAAGGAGGAUGAAGGAGACAUUCCCUACCAUCCCCCGCAGCAGGUGCGCUUCCAUGCGCCCGAGGACCUGCUGCCCGCCGUGGUGAACAAGGAGACUCAGCUCCCAUCUUCCAAUAACCUAGCUUCGUCGAAGUUGCAGUCUAAGGCAGCCCCUGGUCCCUGUAUUGGUGGAGCCGCCAGGGGUGGCCUGGCACCCCAGCAGGCUGUGACCGGCAGACUCUCAGGUCCCAUGAGUCUAGGUCCCAAACACCAGCACUGCAUGCUGACUAAGACUGUGAGGAGCUCCUGUCUCAUCAGACAGCUGGAGGGGGACACGACAAAGGGUUCCAGGUCCACCAAAGCAGGGAUCCAGGAGCAAGUAGCAUCAGUGAGAUCUGGCCAAGCUGUCCCCGGACCCAUGAAGACCCAGACCCAGGUUCACACUGAAGCAGAUGCCCCCAAGGCCUUGCCUCAUCCACACCCAGUCACCAAGACCCCUAUCAAGACAUAUCCAAUAGUUUCAACCCCCAAGUCACCAGCCACAACAUACACAGCACCGAAGGUUGCACCCCAGACAUGUCCCACCCCCCUGGUGACGGUCACAAAGAUGCAAUCGCUGACCUGCCCAGUUUCCCCGAUGACCAAGCCCCCAGCUCACAUACGACUGAACCCUUCGCUCUCCAACACCAUACCACAGGUCUGUUCUACUGUCCCUGCCACCAGGACACCACCCCAGGGUUAUGUUGUGACCCCGGCAGUCAAAAGCCCCCCACGCCCUGGGGUCCCUGUCACCAGGAGCCCAAUGCAGACUGGUCCUGGGCUUGUGAUGGUGAAGACCUCACCCCAGACACAUCCAGUAACUGCUAUGACCAGAAGCCACCCUCAGACAUGUCCUGACAUGUCCAAGACAUCUUCACAAUCCGCCCCGAUUACCAAGCCCUCACCCCAGACUCGCCUGGUAGCCAUGAUAACUAAGACCCCGGCCCAGAUACGCUCAGUGGCUGCUGUGCUCAGGACCCUGUGUCUGGUCCCCACGGCAGCAGCUAAAAGUCCCAAAGUCCCACCCCAACCUCCCAUGGCCACUGGCAUUCCCAAUGCCACGUUCCAGGACCACCUGAGCAGCCCAAAGGCCAAGGCCACAAUGAGCACCAAGCAGACCACCAUGGUCAUCAGGGCUGCCUCCCAGUUGUACAUGGCCAAUGGGAAAGGCAAGUGUAGUCUCCACAGACAUCUAGACACUGUGGCUCCUAAGCAUCCAGUGAAAACUCCUUUGGAAGCAGAGAAGACAAAGCCUGGACCUCCAAGACCCCUCAAAAGGGACGUGGCUCCAAAGACUAACAGGACUGCUGUAACCAGGGCACUGUCUUGGACAAAAGUCACAGAGGACAGGACUAAGUCCCUGGCCCAGGUCCAGCAGAAGGCAGAAGUAGUUAAGGUCCACGCCAAAGUGUACAUGCCUGUCGAGAUGACCGUGACCCUGUCUCAGGCUCAGCUGGCCGUCCCCCUCACCAAAGCCUCCUCCCAAGAUCAGCCAGCCACCCCUCAGCCCCAGCUCCAGCUGGCCACACACCUCACCCAAGCACCACCCCAGCCAUGCCCCACAUCUGUGUUGACCAUGGUCCCACCCGAGGGACGACAUCUAGCCAUGUGUCCCUCUACCACCCAGCCCUCAUUGCCACUGGCUCUCAGCAAGGCCCCAUCCCCGGCCCAGCUUAUCACAGGUCUGGCCAAGGCUCCGCAGGCCCAUCUGCCCAUAGGACUGACAAAGGGCCAGUCACAGGCUCAGCCGGCCACUGAAACAGCCAAGUGUCCUCUGGCCACCCACUCAGCCUCCAACCUUGCUGGGAAGACCCAGUCACAGCCACUCCUGAGUGCAUCCAAGGCCUCUGUCCAAUUCUGGCAACAUUUUGGGACGCUCAGCACUGGACCCCACACGAAGUCAGAUGACAGGGGCAGGACCCAGGCCCAUGGCCACAUGCAAAACAAGGCCACGCAGAACUCUCGCUCAGUGGCCACAGAUACCCAAGGCAUGCUGCUGCCUCUGCUGACCCCAACUGGACACUCUGUGUGCUCCACAGACCCCUGGGGUGACAGCGGCCGGGCACGGACCCCACCACCACCACCUGUGCCCAGCCAGGCCGUGUCCUGCCACGACCUGGCAGCAUCCAUCGCAUCCCUGUGUGCUGAGCUGGUGGCCACAUUGGGCUCCCCCGAGGACCUGUGUGCACUACUAGCCAAGACACUUUCCCAGGUGGAAGUUAGGCCGGUGCUGAGCCAGGCCCUGUCCCAGGAGGUCCUGGGGGCCUCUGUGGUCAAGGCCCUGCCUCAAGGCAUGCUGGGAAUGGCAUUGAUGAAAGCCCUGUUGUGGGGUGAACUGGGUGUCACCUUGUCCCAGGCCCUGUCCCGUGGCGAGCUGCAUCCAGAACUUAGCAAAGCCACACAAGGCGAGCUGGCCGAGGUACUCUGCAAAGCCCUGACGGAUGAUGAGAGGGCCACACUCAGCCAGGCCCUGUGCCAGGGUGAGCUGGGUGCUGUCUUCACUCAAUCCCUGGAGCAGAUGGCCCAGAGGACGGGUGCCUUCCCGCUCAAGGCCACCUCGAAAACAGCAGGGAGCCGGAUGACUGCGCCUGCCCCGGUGGAGGUGACCUGCAGCGGGAGCCUGUCAGUGGCGUGGGGACCCACACUGGGUCCUGUCCAACCUCAGUGUAGCAAGGGUCCUGUGGACACCUGCCCAGCUGCUGGCCAGUCGUGGAACUCGGUGGACCCCAGCGUGGCCGUCAGAGCCAAGGUGGGCACCCAGGCACCCCGAGGCAUGUGGCAUCCCACCAGGGGCCAGGGGCCUUGGGAUCCCAAGCGAAUGGAGGCACUGGACCACAAGCCAUCGGCGGAGCUGCUGGUGUCAGGGCGGGCCAUGGAGAAGGUUAUCGUGCAGGCCGCGGUCACCAUCCAGGCAGGCACACGUGGCUACCUGGUGCGGCGCACCAUAAAGGUCUGGCAUCAGCGGGCUUCUGUCAUCCAAGCCACGUGGCGUGGCUACCGUGUGCGACGGAACCUGGUACGACUGCUGAGGGCUGCCACAGUCAUCCAGGCUACCUGGCGCGGCUACUCCAUCCGUAGGGACCAGGCCCGUCAGGCGCUGCUGCCCACUAUGUGGCAGGAGUCAGGUGGCAGGGCCACUGGGGCAUCGAACCACCGAGCUAUCCAGGGUGCUGACAAGAGCUCAGAACACCGCAGUUUCCUGUCCUGUCAGCCAGACAUCUGCAGUGUCUGCCAGUCGCUGGGGCCCCGAGUGGAGACCCCCCUCAGAGUAGUGAUGCUUGUGGGGUCCCAGCCACGCACCUGCCAUGUGUGCGGUCACACACUGUCCACGCGUGUAGUGCAAGGCUUCGGCCAAGGAAUCUCAGGCCGGUCUGGCCCACAGUGGGCCUCAGUGUCCCAGCAGGGUCCCUGGAGCACCUGGGAGCAAAGGGCAGCCACCAUCAUCCAAGCCACAUGGAGGGGCUACAGGACCCGCCAUCUGCUCAGACAGCAGCAGUCCGCGGCCAAGAUGGUCCAGGCCAUAUGGAGGGGACAUUACACCCGUAGCUGCCUCACUACUGAUGCACUCUUGGGACAAGGAGGUCCGUGGGACAUCUCCAGGGAUACCUCUCACCGUGCCUCAAGGGCAUACUCUAUACACUGGCCCGGCGUCUAG